Molecule: messenger RNA, 1494 nt
Organism: Penicillium atrosanguineum
Lineage: Eukaryota; Fungi; Ascomycota; Eurotiomycetes; Eurotiales; Aspergillaceae
Product: FAD-binding oxidoreductase
Exons: 5
Coding region: 1-1494 (497 amino acids)
Molecular function (GO): FAD binding
Source: RefSeq, a predicted model, not a curated record
AUGGCUCCCAGCAUUAGCUGGUGUACCUUGGCGCUGGCCAUUGCUGCCAUGGCGCCUGCGGUCCACGCCGAUAUUUGUUCGACACUCGAGCAGGCCGGAAUUGAUAUCGAGUAUCCUCUCUCGCUGGACUAUUCGAGUGACCUGACCAAGUACUGGUCGGCUGCAUGCGGAGACCUGAAGCCCACAUGCAUUGCGGCGCCAGCUAGCGCGGAAGAAAUGUCGCAUGUCAUCACCGAGUUGCACAACUUCGAGACGCUCUUUGCUGUCAAGUCUGGUGGACACAUGCCUAACAAUGGUUUCGCCAGUAUUGAGGAUGGACUGCUUGUUUCGACCAAAAACCUUGACCAGGUUUUCUAUAACCCCGACGAUGAAACUGCCGUCAUUGGACCCGGUCUAUCCUGGGAGCAGGCGCAGAAGGGAUUGGAUGGUACUGGCCGUGCUGUUGUCGGUGGCCGACUUGGCGGUGUUGGUAUUGGAGGCUAUAUGCUCGGAUGUGGAAUGAGUUUCUUGAGCACCCAGUACGGAUGGGCUGCAAACAACGUGGCCAACUACCAGGUCGUUCUGGCCAAUGGCACGAUUGUCGAUGCCAAUGAGAUGGAGAACGUCGAUCUUUACCACUCAUUGAAGGGCGGCGGCAAUAACCUCGGUGUUGUCACUGCGUACACUAUGCAAACACACCCUAUCGGCCAGGUCUGGGGUGGCAACUACAUCUUCACUGCCGACAAGACUCCCCAGGUGUUGGAGGCUCUGCGCAAUUUUGUGGACGACUACCCUGAUGAGAAGGCCGCUAUUAUCCUGACCUCCGAGCAUGGAGCAGUCAUCGACUUCUGGAUCAUGUUCCUCUUCUACGAUGGACCUACGCCUCCGGCGGGUGUCUUUGACGAAUUCACUGCGAUUGAUCACACCUCUACGGCCAAGACCUGGGAUAGCUACUAUGACCUGUUGAAGAACAACGACUUCUUCAUUCUCCAUGGACAACGCUACACCAUUGCCACCGAAACCACUCCCGUCCCCAGUAAAGCCGUUGGCUCUUCCGUGCUGCAGGAGUACUACGACCACUGGUACAACGUGACCGAGUCCGUCCUCGCAGUCCCCGGCGUGCUUGGCUCGAUCGCCUUCCAGCCCGUGCCGAAGGCCUUCUCUCAAAAAGCCGUCGAGCGUGGCGGUGACCUUCUCUCCGUCCCAACCGACACCAACUACAUUUUCAUCGAGCUCGACUUCUCCUACGCCUUUGCCGCAGACGACGAGAAGAUUGACCAAGCCAACCAAAAUCUGUAUGGCGGCAUGGGCAAUCUUGUCCAAAAGAACAUUGACGAGGGUCGCCUUCCGGAUGUCUACCGACCUCUCUUCAUGAAUGAUGCCUAUUUCCGACAGGACUACUGGGGCCGUAUCAAGCCCGAGUCUAAGCAGUAUGCGCUGGACGCUCGCUUGCGCUAUGAUCCUGAUGGGUUCUUUCAGAAGCGGACUAGUGGUGGAUGGCGUCUGGAGGAGUAA